Cryptomeria japonica (Japanese cedar) is the source of this 1714-nucleotide messenger RNA. RefSeq lists its product as uncharacterized. Gene Ontology annotation, molecular function: protein binding. NCBI's taxonomy places the organism in Eukaryota, Viridiplantae, Streptophyta, Pinopsida, Cupressales, Cupressaceae. The coding region runs from base 338 to 1603 and encodes 421 amino acids. The transcript has 2 exons. The record is from RefSeq and is a predicted model, not a curated record.
AGGCCAUGAUUAGGUAAGAGGUAAUUACCAAAAAAAAGUUUAUAAAUUGGUGAUAGUGCAACCUCCAACCAAGCUUCUCAUGUGCCCGUGGUUUUGAGUUGUGCGUGUAUAUUCUCUGAGACAAUGCUAACAGUUUGGGCAAAUAUAAGUUGCCCUCAAGUUGGGAGAAAUAUUUAGUAAAAAUGGUAAGCCAUUUACUUUGUCUGAGAGGGGUUCUCGAAGCUUGGCACGUCCACAAAUGGGAGAUUGGUUGGAGUUGCUCUUGCCAUUGCUGUUUCUAUAGCAAUCUGUACUAUUAUGCUGCACAAUCUUAACUCAAAAGGAUUUGAGGGCACAAAUGGCCGAUUUACAAUCACAGGCGGUGCCCAUGGGAGGUGGAGGAACGGAUAGUUUAAUACCCAAUGCAAUGAUUUCCAAGAGGCAAAGACGCCCAAGUGUUCGCUUGAAUGAAAUAGGCGACCAGUCUGCUGAUUCCUAUCUCAGAAGAACGAAGCAGUGGAAAACCCUAGACGAAGGCAAAUGGAAAGCUUUUCACGAGGAAACCAAAACUCCACUGCUUCAACACCACCAUCUAAUUGGGCCUUCAAAGAUUGCCUCAGAUUUAGGAUUGGCUAACAAAAUAUCUAAAACUAGACCUUUGGGGCAUUUAGGUAGCAAUGGCAACCAGGGUUCAAUGCAGGUAAUACAUGAAGAAGACACCCAAAAUCAAAAUAUGGGUAGUGGCGGUGGCGGUGGCGGUGGCGGCGGCGGCAGCGGUAGUCCUAGCGAUGUACAUUUGCAGAUUGUUGAGUAUCUUGGUGGUGAGCAGAUGAAUGGAAGGAAUACGGUGAUGAAGUCCAGGAAUGCGAGUAGGAAGGUUAGCAGGCAGGGGAAAGGGAGGAGAGGUGGAACUAGGGGUGCAAGUGUUGUUGGUGCCAAAUUUGGUAGGGGUAUUAGGGCUAGCCCUGAAGAAGUUGCAGAGGACAAUGAGAAGGGUUCCGGAGAGGAUGGCUUUGGGGAACCCUUAUCUAAUGCCUCUUUUGAUGUUGAGACACCAGAAGGAUUUAGGGAUUUUGAUCUGGAUACAUCUGAUAGCCCAGGGGAUAUGAAGGAGACAAGCGCCCUCCAGGUUGAUUCUCCGGAGAAUGUGGUUUUCAAUCAUCAGAUGGUGAGGGAUAUCUAUGGGAAUGAAAGGGACGAUUUCAGAGAUCAGGGCAAGUCUGGGGAGACCUGGGUUACUGCCCACAAUAGCAAAGACCAUCAGGCCCUAACCAUGGAGUAUAUGGAUGGGAAUGGAUUGGAGAUGCCGUCUGAUACGGACACCAGGUCAAAGCAGGACGCAAAUGAAUUCUUGAUGAGGGAGAUGAAGCAUGAGCAAGAAAAGGAAAGCGUGCCAGUCGGUAGGAAGCAUUGCUCCCUUUUGCAGGACGGUGGUGUUAGGGCAUGGUUAAACAGUCUUGGGUUAGGUAGGUAUACUCAGCUGUUUGAGAUGCACGAGGUUGAUAGUGAGGCCUUGCCUUUGCUGACACUAGAUGAUCUGAGAGAUAUGGGUAUUAAUGCUGUUGGUUCUCGGCGUAAAAUAUACAAUGCAAUUCAAAAACUUCAAAAGAGCUUUACAGUAUAAACAGAUUUAUCUGCUGUAUUUUCACUUAGCCAUCAGUGUAAGACAUCUAAAUGAAAUGUCUCAAACGGUUGGCCUUUUUUCUCUUAAUGAAUCAGAAGUAUUAUACUUGAA